AUGAUGAACCAUCUUAUCGGAGAGAGAGAUUGGUCAGCCCAAGAGGUCCUGCAUUUCUUGCUCGAUUUGCCUUUACAAGCAUCAAGUCGCGUCACGAUCACUAUGGACUGUCGACCUGAGACCGAUCAACCAGCUAACUUUGUGAAUGUUGAAGAUCAGGAUGACGAACCAGUCAGACGAGGCCUUUCUUCCCUUGAGAAAUACAAAAGACGUGCAACUCCGCAGAGAGUGAUUAAUUACUUUCCUAUCUAUGACGCUGAAAAGCAACCUGAAGAUUUUGCUCGAGUCAAGCUUAUGCUUUAUCACCCUUUUCGUGCUAUCGAGAAUGCGCUGGACUUUGAAGGUAUUUCAUUCACGUCGUAUAUGGAUGCUUACGCAUACUGUCAACUUUCAUGUUCUCACGAAGGUGAUCACUAUGGUGAGAAGCUUGUGCAGCCAGAGUCUACUCAUGAGGAAUCUGAUAAUGAAAAUGAUCUUACCAUUCCAGAUUCUUGGGAGGCCUUAGCUCGACAGCUUCCAAAUCGCGAUGAUGCUACUCGGGUAGAGGAUCCUGACCUUCUCGGCGAACGUACGAUUGACAGAGAAAUGGACUGGUCGACACAUAUUGGGACACAUGAUUACAUCCAGACAGACUUUUGGGCUCUAAUGAAAGAAGAUUUUCCUCGGCCUUCAAUUGUUGAUUCAUCUGCUUCGCCAGAAUCAUUAGAAACACAACAGCGCCAUCUAUACGACUUGGUUAUUCACCACUAUAAGCAGCAUCUUGCUGGACAAAACCCUUCACAAUUACUAGUCAAUGUUGAUGGAAGAGCUGGAACUGGCAAAUCUCAUGUCUUGAUGCUUAUUACCAGCGAUUUGGAGUGA
Molecule: messenger RNA, 861 nt
Organism: Talaromyces stipitatus ATCC 10500
Lineage: Eukaryota; Fungi; Ascomycota; Eurotiomycetes; Eurotiales; Trichocomaceae
Exons: 2
Coding region: 1-861 (286 amino acids)
Source: RefSeq, a predicted model, not a curated record